AUGGACGUACUGGCAGAAAGCGUGGAGGGCACAUUGAAAAAUUUGCAGGGCAAAAGAGACUUCCUUGCAGAGCAAAGGGAGCAUUACAUUGAUAUAAGAAGUCGGCUGGUUAGCUUUAAUAGUGAUGAUGAUGAUGAUGAUGAAGGGGCUAAGAGUCAGGGUACGGUCUUUGGUGAUAUUAUAAUAUCAGCGAGCAGGAUAUAUUUGAGUAUAGGCUAUGAAUAUUAUGUAGAAAAGACCAAAGAAGAGGCCACUACAUUUGUGGACGAUAAAUUGCGACUAAUGGAGAACGCUAUUGAACAGUUUGAUAUGAAGAUACAAGAAGCCCUGACAACCUUAGAUAAUUUGAAUGGUCUAGACAAUGAAGUCAGUAACGAGCAAGGGGAGACGGGAAAUGAGGAAGGUUUCCUUCCCUCGAUAGAGAUUAGAGAAGAAUUAGAUGAGGAAGGAAAUGUCAUAAGCAGCUCUGUCACUCCUACAACGAAGCAACCAUUGCAGUCAAAUAUCAAAGAAGAGGAAAAGGCUCUAACGUCUCAAAAUAAACAGUCUACAAACGAAAAGAAACCAAGCUCAUUUGAAGACAAUUUAAAGGGCAAGCUAUCUAAAGAGAAGAAGCCAAACUCAUUCGAAGACAAUUUAAAGGGAAAGCUAUCCAAAGAGAAGAAACCAAACUCAUUCGAAGACAAUUUAAAGGGAAGAUUAUCCAAAGAGGCCGCCGACAAGAGGGUGGUAGAGCCAUCGAAAGUGGACACAGAAAACGUAUAUACGUUUGUCGAUUUAGUUCAGCAGAUGGAUCAACAGGACGAAUUAGACGACGGUUCAAUUGGUGCCGAUGACAUAAACUAUGAUUAUGAUGCUUUUGAAAACUCUAAUUUUGAGGUCAAUGACUAUGAAGACGACGAUGAGGAUGAUGAGGAUGACGGUUAUGUAAACCAUUCAAUUAUACCUGGUUUUGAAGCGCAAUCUUCAUUUCUAAGCCAAAUCCAACAAUUACGCGCACAGAAUCAGCCCCAAGAGCAUGAACAGAAAUGUACUGAAGGAAAUAAGCCAUUGAAACCAAUUUUAAAGAAGUCCUCCGCUGAUGAGGAGCCUGCGAAGAAGGAAAAAACGAAACGAGUGGGGUUUGCCUCAUCUUUAGAAAUCCACGAAGUGGAGAACUUGAAAGACGAGACUAAAAAGCAGACGCAUUCCUUCAAGAUCCCCAUGUAUGACAUGAUAAACAACCAGGAAAUAAUGGGGCCUGCCAACGAAAUGGCGUCGGACCAAUUCGAUGGUGAUUUGCUUGCCAAGAUGUUGGGUGUGCAAGAAGCUGAUGAGGUCCAUGACAAAUACAAGGACAAUGUGGCAGGCCAAGAGAAGCAUGAAGAGGAAACGAGCAGGUCGAACAAGAAAACCAGGAUUUCCAGAUUCAAGAAGGAUAGAGCCCCCAAAAGGCCAGACUCGCUGUUAAAUUGUGGACCUGUGGAGAGGGAGCCAGUUGUGAGCGACAUAGUGGAGAGACGCCCGGUCGUGAACGAUGUUAUAGAAAAGGAGCCGGCUGUCAGCGAUAUAAUGGAACGGGAACCAACGGCUGGCACUAGCAGCAAAUCUGACGGUGCAUUAAAAAAGAAAAACUUGAAAUCAUUACAAAAGCCAAGGUCAUCGAGAUUUAAAAAGAAGAAAUUUGAUCCCAAGAUAUUCGACGAUAUAAGUGACGACGAACCCGAAGUCAACCCCGAACCCAGACGAACUGCCGAUGUGCAGGAGAAAUUCCCUUCAAAGAUCCAGGAGGCGUCCAGAGCGAUGAACCAGGCAGGCGCGACCACAGAGGAUAAACCGGUCAGAAUCGCGAACGUCGACUACCACGCCCUGGGGGGCGACAUGGAUGACAUGGUCAAGGCAUACUCGCUGGGGAUAUACGACGACGACCUGGAGGAGGAUCCGGGCACCGUAGUGGAGAAGCUCGAGGAUUUCAAAGAGUACAACAGGCAGGUGGAGUUGCUGCGUGACGAAAUCCGGGACUUCCAGCUGGAGAACCAGCCCGUGGCGACGGAAGAGAACGACGAGAACGACGAACACGAUGGCAAGAUCAUGGUGGAUGUUGUUGAGCGUGAGGUUCCUGAAAGCUACGCGGACGAGGAAGACGAAGUGGCAUUGCAUCCGGAUCGAUUGCACGAGGCGGUUGCGAUCGAGUACCGACGCAUGAAGGAAACCGCAGCGUCGAAAUGGCAGUCAUCGCCCACGCAAGCUGAGGGCGAGCUGGAGCCCAUCGAUGAGUUUGGGAACCCAGUGAAAACGAGUCGGUUCCGGUCGCAGCGGUUACGCAUGGGCGAAUGA
Messenger RNA from Saccharomyces eubayanus, 2316 nucleotides. RefSeq names its product prefoldin-like protein (gene BUD27). The transcript has a single exon. Lineage: Eukaryota; Fungi; Ascomycota; Saccharomycetes; Saccharomycetales; Saccharomycetaceae. Gene Ontology annotation, cellular component: cytoplasm; prefoldin complex. Bases 1 to 2316 code for a protein of 771 amino acids. Gene Ontology annotation, biological process: protein folding; regulation of DNA-templated transcription. The record is from RefSeq and is a predicted model, not a curated record.